This is a messenger RNA of Ectocarpus sp. CCAP 1310/34, 531 nucleotides long. The record is from the annotation of a GenBank genome assembly. Lineage: Eukaryota; Phaeophyceae; Ectocarpales; Ectocarpaceae.
CCUUCAAGAAUCUACCCCCGCUGCUCUUGACAGAUUGCUUUUGCAACGUGGAGUGUUUGUUCGGCUGGGCAUGGGGUGGUUCGGUGGGUUGAUCAUUCAGCAAUCUCCGCAGCGCCACCUGUACGACUACUGUGUGCAGCUGGAAGUAGACCACAGUACGCGCAAUAUGAAGCUGCCCUUAGACAAGUACAGCGGAGAUCCGGACGCGGCGGUAGGCUCAUGGGUUUUGCUUGAGAGCGUCAGUAGGGCGGGAAGGGUACGCACCCCCAACGUCACUCUUGUGGACCAAGACGGUUGACAGUUGCCCCAUGGGGGGGUGUUUGCGGGUAUGAAACUCUGCGUCGAGUGCAGUUGAGUAGUGCACCAAUUGAGCAAUCGAUGAUGAAAUAAGAACAAGAACACCGUUUCUGGAGACAACUGGACGACGAAAUAAGAACCUGGCAAAUAAGAACUUGUGCUCGGCUUGGGGCAGCCAACAAGAAGCGAGCCUCGCUCCAAAUAAGAGGUUCUUACGUGCGGGCCGGUUCUGUA